Molecule: messenger RNA, 1561 nt
Organism: Salvia miltiorrhiza (redroot sage)
Lineage: Eukaryota; Viridiplantae; Streptophyta; Magnoliopsida; Lamiales; Lamiaceae
Product: transcription factor MYB1-like
Exons: 2
Coding region: 151-1338 (395 amino acids)
Biological process (GO): regulation of DNA-templated transcription
Cellular component (GO): nucleus
Molecular function (GO): DNA-binding transcription factor activity, RNA polymerase II-specific; RNA polymerase II cis-regulatory region sequence-specific DNA binding
Source: RefSeq, a predicted model, not a curated record
CCGUCACUGUGAAAAUCGCGGUAAUUCAGAUUCCAUUUUCGUUUUCUCCCCGUUUUUCAAAGACCCUUUUUUCAGUUACACGGCUUUCUCAGUACGCCUUCAGAGAAGACGAGACGGUUUUCCAUUUCACUCGGAAAAGCUCGGGCUUUGAUGGAUGGAGAUGUGAUUGACGCGGCGGAGCGCGACGAGGGCGGCGCAAUGGAGGUGGAGGUGGAGGCGGAGGAUGGCGGCGGAGCCGGCGCGAAGGUCCGGGGGCCGUGGUCGGCGGCGGAGGACGCGGUUCUGACGGAGCUAGUGAAUAAGUUUGGCCCGAGAAAUUGGAGCAUGAUCGCCGCCGGAAUUCCCGGGAGGUCUGGGAAGUCGUGCCGCCUCCGCUGGUGUAAUCAGCUCAACCCCUACCUCAAGCGGAAGCCGUUUACUGAUGAAGAAGAUCGUACAAUUAUAGAAGCACAUAAAGUACAUGGAAAUAAAUGGGCAUCGAUUGCGAAACUUCUUCCUGGGAGAACAGACAAUGCUAUUAAAAACCACUGGAAUUCUACUUUAAGGCGUAUGCAUUUGAAAUCAAAACCAGAUUCUAGCCAGAAUUGCACUACAGAGUUCAUGAGGGCAUCAUCUGAUGCAACUUCUUCAGGUCCAGCUCUCACCUUAUUCAAUCCCUCAGAUGAAAUGGACAUCCGGUCGAUGGAAAAUCAACCAAAGCAAUCAGAAGACGAAGCUGAGACCGCUACAAACUGUUCUCUCAAACAACCACCGCCAUUUUUAUCGAAUGGAGCCUUUAAGUCAUUGAGAUGCUCAGAAACAGUGGAGUCAUCAAUGAUGGACAACGAACCAAAACAGUUGAAAGACGUGGCUCAAACUGCGAAAAGCUCUUGUGUUGGACACAAUCCAUCCAUUGCUGAAGCAAUCUCUCACUCUGCUGAAGGGAACCAUCUAAAGGACUCGGAUCCUGUUCAAAAAGUUGGGGCAUUCACUGUCUGCAAUUCGUCUGGCCUCGAGCCUACAUUCUCAAGGACAGUCCCAGUGCACGGGCCACUGCCAGAAUACGGAAUAUUGAAGUUUCUCGAUAGCAAGUUUGAUGAACCUUUGAUUCCACUGCAAUGUGGCCAUUGCUGCUGCGAAGCAUCUUCAAGAGAGCAUUCGCCUCGCCACAACUCAUUGCUGGGGCCAGAAUUCAUGGACUAUGAAGAGUUUUCGGAAUUUUCAAGUCCUAACUUGGCAUCACUUGCUACUGAUCUGUCCAAUAUCGCCUCGAUAAGAAGAGGUCUCGAGAAAGCUGGAGAGGUAUGUCCUCUUGCCAAUGACCAAUUAGCGAAUUACGGAACCUCUCUAUGCGCGUGAACGAAGAAGAGAACAUGGAAGUUGAUCGUCACAUUUUCUAGGGGAGAAAUCUAUGUUGUGGAAUGACGAUGAAGAAUUUGUUGUUCUGGCAUAGAACUCUUAACACCUUUUUGAAGAAAAUUACUAUAAAAGCUAGAAUGUGUAAAGUGGCUCUUUUGUCGUUGUCGUAUAAUAUUAUUAUCAAGAAGUUUUGCUUAUUAGUUAUAUUAGUAAGCAAUUGAUA